GCUCUCUUUCUCUUCACCCCACUGAACUGAACUCACAAUCCAGGACUCGCAAGUUCAUCCUUUGGCACCAGCACAAAAUUGGAAACAGGAAAGAUCAUCCAAUGGCACAGACUAGGAUGAGAAUUGUGGCCCUGGUCUUGGCCAUGGUGGCGGCUGGAGCGGCGGCUCAGUCGUCGAGCUGCACGAACGCGCUGAUCAGCAUGUCCCCCUGCCUCAACUACAUCACGGGCAACUCCUCGUCCCCGUCCUCGAGCUGCUGCUCGCAGCUCGCCAACGUGGUCCGCUCGGAGCCACAGUGCCUGUGCCAGGCCCUCAACGUGGGCGGCUCUUCCCUCGGUAUCAGCAUCAACCAGACCCGGGCCCUCGCCGUGCCCAGCGCUUGCAACAUUCAGACUCAACCGAUCAGCCGUUGCAACGCAGCUGCUUCGCCCUCCGCAUCGCCUACCGGAGCUCCUGAUACCCCCAAUGCAGUUCCUUCAGAUUCCGGAACGAAAGAGGUACCAACGACCGAACAAGACGGCUCAUCAGCAGGAAGCAUCGCCGAGCUGUCGAUUCCGCUUCUGUUUGCCCUGCUCUUCGCAGCAUCAUAUGCCUCAGCUAAUACCUAAUAUCUACUGUCUAGUUUCAGACCCCUUUCGUUGACCCCCACCACCACCGUUUCCACAUUUCUUUUGUCAUCAGAAUGUAUUCGUUCAUCUUCGUUCUUCUCCUUUAGCUCGAGUGGCACAUGUAUUACAUAAUUCUUUAUGAUCUUAGACGUAUAGAAUACGUAUCUA
This is a messenger RNA of Rhodamnia argentea, 776 nucleotides long. RefSeq names its product non-specific lipid transfer protein GPI-anchored 5-like. The transcript has 3 exons. Gene Ontology annotation, molecular function: lipid binding. Gene Ontology annotation, biological process: lipid transport. The record is from RefSeq and is a predicted model, not a curated record. Lineage: Eukaryota; Viridiplantae; Streptophyta; Magnoliopsida; Myrtales; Myrtaceae. The coding region runs from base 102 to 608 and encodes 168 amino acids.